Branchiostoma belcheri (Belcher's lancelet) is the source of this 2315-nucleotide messenger RNA. RefSeq names its product mitochondrial 2-oxoglutarate/malate carrier protein-like. Lineage: Eukaryota; Metazoa; Chordata; Leptocardii; Amphioxiformes; Branchiostomatidae. Gene Ontology annotation, biological process: phosphate ion transmembrane transport; malate transmembrane transport; oxaloacetate transport. Bases 10 to 990 code for a protein of 326 amino acids. The transcript is spliced from 9 exons. The record is from RefSeq and is a predicted model, not a curated record. Gene Ontology annotation, molecular function: succinate transmembrane transporter activity; sulfate transmembrane transporter activity; oxaloacetate transmembrane transporter activity.
GUUAUUUUGAUGACGUCAAACAAAGAUGACCUUUCACCCUCUUUUCCCAAGAUGGCUGCCCAGACAGACGCGAAGAAGACGAUGCCCAAGUACAUCAAGUUCCUCUUCGGAGGGCUUGCGGGCAUGGGUGCAACUCUAUUUGUUCAACCUCUCGACCUGGUGAAAAAUAGAAUGCAGCUAAGUGGUGAAGGAGGAGGAAAGAGACAAUAUAAGACCAGUUUUCAUGCUGUGUCAAGUAUAUUGAGAAGUGAAGGCAUCAUUGGCAUGUAUACAGGGUUGUCUGCAGGACUGCUACGACAGGCCUCCUACACCACUACACGUCUGGGCAUCUAUACCAUCCUGUUUGAGAAGUUUAGCAAGGAUGGCCAGCCUCCCAACUUCUUCAUGAAAGCUGGGAUAGGUAUGACAGCAGGUGCAAUCGGUGCGUUCGUUGGGACUCCUGCUGAGAUCUCACUUAUAAGGAUGACAGCUGAUGGGAGAUUACCGGUAGCUGAAAGAAGGAACUACAGCAGUGUUUUUAAUGCCUUGGCUCGGAUAACUAGAGAAGAAGGCCUCUUUACACUAUGGAGAGGUUGUGGCCCUACAGUGUCUAGAGCUGUAGUGGUGAAUGCAGCUCAGCUGGCGUCUUACUCUCAAGCCAAGCAGUUCCUGCUGGGCACAGGUUGGUUCGGAGAUAACAUCCUGUGUCACUUUGCUGCCAGUAUGAUCAGUGGUCUGGUCACCACUGCUGCCUCCAUGCCAGUGGACAUUGCAAAAACCAGGAUACAGAACAUGAAGGUAGUUGAUGGGAAGGCGGAGUACCGUGGAGCGCUGGACGUGCUGUACAAGGUGAUCAGGAAUGAGGGUCUGUUCAGCCUGUGGAAGGGCUUCACGCCGUACUACUUCCGCCUGGGCCCCCACACCGUCAUCACCUUCAUCUUCCUGGAACAGAUGAACCGCAUCUACAGAAAGUUGGUCAUGGGGGAGGAGGGGACGGGAAGCAGCCUCUAGGAGGAAGGGCUGGUUUCCUCACAGAUAUUCCUGGGUACUGUCUUGGUUCACAGCUUAUAGCUGAGACAGCACCCAGCCUACUGUAACACUUGGCUGUAGUAUUGUUCGCAUCUCUCAGCUCGUUGAACAGAUUAAUAUAGAAGGCACUCCAACAGAACCAUCUGUUACAGAUUCAGUCCUAUGUAGAUCAUAUACCGGUACCAUUUACUGAUGGCAUCAUUGAACGAUACAGUAAUUAUGAUAAAAAAUGUUUCACAUGGGUACACUAGAGAUCAAUGGACUGGGGGGAAAAGCUUUGUCUCCCUUAUUAUUACUAGAGGUGUGAAAGCCUUGUAGAUGUGAUGUACCUCCAAAAUUUGGAUAUGCUGCUUGAAGCAGUUUUUAAAAGUGCAAGGUUCUCUCUUAAGUAUGGUUGGAUUCUGUUGGAGCAAGCAAGGAGUGGUUGACAAUAGGAAGACAUGUGACAAGAUUGUCCUUAGUUGGGCUAAAGUUGCCCCCAUAUCUGUACCGUUCUUAAUAUUGUAUAGUCUGGUGAAUUCUUCACUCCCAAAUGUCUAUAUUUGUAUGUGAACAAACUAUUUAUGACAUGUGGAUACAAACCUCUAGAUCUGGAGGAUUUAGGUGCUGCAUUUGUCCUAUCGAUGGUGAACUGGGGACCAUCUUGUCACAUGUUGGAGCUGAGAGUUAUGCAAUAAUCACUACUACUGCAAUGAAAUCAAUCAAUCAAACAAUGUGGCUUGGUAAAUGCUCUAGAUAGCUGGAUACUAUGCUGAAUCAUACUGCCUGCCAAGGUCUAGAAAUGUUGUGAUUUACCACCCAGUAAUAAUUUGUAAGAUGGUGAUGGAGUAAUAUUUUGUUAGAACAUAGACAGGUGGUAUCUAUCUGAUCUAGACCACUUUGAUUGGAGUAUUAAAAUCUAGCCCAACUCAGGUUAUUGCCAACAGUGAAAUGUUGGUAUGUAGCUCUGCAGAUGGGAGACAAAGUACGUAAUGUUGUAACAACCUGUGGUAGCAUGCGGAUAUGACAUCGCAAAUGUUGUGGCUCAUCCUGACAAUGGGAAGAAUCAGAUCUUAAGAGGUGUACAUCCCUCAUUUUAAGAUGGAAAUAAAUUGUCAUGUAUCAGCACUGUUAAAGCUUUAAUCAUGAGGGAAAAUGAUAUUAAGUAUUUUACUGUUUAUGUACACAUUUAGCAACAUGUUAGUAAACUGCCAGUUUUACCAAUAGUAAUGAAUAUACUUAAGUAAUUUUUUUUUGUUAUCAGACAUUUACUUGUUAUUUUAUUGAAGUUAAUUGCACCUGAGAAGUCAUAUCAGACAUAAAACACA